GACGGGCUGGCGGCAGUCGCGCGCCGGCCGCAGUCACGGUUGGAGGUGUAUGUUUACGUAUCCGCGAUGAAAAUUCGACCUUUCGUAGAGGUUAUGUUUAUGCGCGCCGCCAGGAUGACACAUGAUUUUAUACGCCGAUCUCUUUAAAAGCAUCGUUGUCGGACAUCCGUGUGCUCUUGGAAAAGAAGCUCCGAUGAUAUUUCGAGAAUUCUACAAGCUCUCCCUGGCAGCGGAUUGCGCUGAUGCGCGCGACAGCUCCGGCAAAACUUGGUAAAUGCGUGAAGUGUGUCGAGCCAUAUCCAUCAUAAACAUAAUUCGUGCGGUAGUGUUCGUGUGAGGGGCCACCGAGAGGCCGCGGCGGUGGGUUUUCGAGAUGAGCUAUGAAUCUGGGUUGCCUGGUAGCCUGUGUCUUCGUUCUUCAGCUGCCCUCAAUACUCCACGCGCUGCCUUCUGUCGUCAAAAUCGGUGCUAUAUUCACUCAUGACCAAAAGGAUAGCAGCACGGAGCUGGCCUUCAAGUACGCCGUUUACAAGAUCAACAAGGAGAAAAUUAUUCUGCCGAAGACCACGCUGGAGUACGAUAUCCAAUACGUGCCGAAAGAUGAUUCCUUCCACGCCUCUAAGAAAGCGUGCCAGCAGGUCAAGUAUGGCGUCCAGGCAGUCUUCGGGCCCUCGGACCCGAUUCUGGGCCAGCACAUUCACAGUAUCUGUGACGCUCUCGACAUCCCACAUCUCGAGGCCAGGCUGGAUCUGGACGCGGAGGCGAAGGAGUUCAGCAUCAAUCUCUAUCCCGCACAAAGUCUGCUCAACAUCGCUUAUCAGGACAUCAUGGAGUUCCUCAACUGGACUAAUGUAGCAAUCAUCUACGAAGACGACUACGGAUUGGUGAAGUUACGGGAACUGGUGAGGUCACCAAAAAUCCGUGACAUCGAAGUCAAUCUCAGACAGACGGAUCCCGACUCGUACAGGCAGGUCCUCUCGGAAAUGAAAAGCAAGGAAAUUCGAAAUCUAAUCGUGGACACGAGACCCGAGCACAUGCAUCAUUUUUUACGAAUGAUCCUGCAGCUGCAGAUGAAUGAUUACAAGUACCACUACCUCUUCACGACUUUCGAUAUCGAAACCUUUGACCUCGAGGAUUUCAAGUACAAUUUUGUCAAUAUCACUGCCUUUCGUUUGGUCGACGCGGACGACCUCGGCGUACGCAGUAUCCUGAGGGACAUGGAACGCUAUCAGCCUGCGGGGAAUACGAUCCUCAAUAAAUCGAGAAUCAUCCAGGCCGAGCCAGCGUUGAUGUACGAUAGCGUACAGGUGUUCGCAGUGGGAUUGCGUACCCUGGAGCAAUCCCAUGCUUUAAGACCCGCCAAUAUCUCUUGCGAACUCGAGCACCCCUGGGACGGCGGAUUAUCUCUUAUCAACUACAUCAACUCGGUCGAGAUGAAGGGUAUCUCCGGGCCCAUUGAAUUUAAAGAAGGCCGCAGAAUUCAGUUUAAAUUGGAUCUGCUGAAGCUGAAGCAACACUCGCUCGUCAAGGUCGGCGAGUGGCGUCCCGGUGCCGGCGUCAACGUCACAGACACCGCAGCCUUCUUCGAGCCCAGCAUCGGGAACGUGACUUUGAUCGUGAUCACUAUACUGGAGAUGCCGUACGUGAUGAUGCACCAAGAAAAAAACUACACCGGCAAUUCGCGGUUUUACGGGUUUUGCGUGGACCUCCUGGCGGCGGUGGCGAAGGAGGUGGGCUUCUCUUACCGAUGGGAGCUGGUGCCGGACAGGAAAUACGGUGCACGGGAUCCGGAAACCGGCGAAUGGAACGGCAUCGUCAGAGAGCUCAUGCGACAUAAAGCUGAUCUCGCAGUCGGCUCGAUGACGAUCAACUAUGCGCGCGAGAGCGUCAUCGAUUUCACGAAGCCGUUCAUGAAUCUGGGCAUCUCGAUCCUCUUCAAGGUGCCAACUAGUCACCCGGCACGACUCUUCUCUUUUAUGAAUCCACUGGCGAUCGAGAUCUGGUUGUACGUCUUGGCGGCGUAUGUUUUAGUGUCGGUAACAAUGUUCGUCGUAGCACGGUUCAGCCCAUACGAGUGGAACAAUCCACACCCGUGUCACGCCGGGCAGGAUGUCGUCGAGAACCAAUUCUCUUUGUCGAACAGCUUCUGGUUCACUAUCGGGACUCUUAUGCAGCAAGGCAGCGAUUUAAAUCCCAAGGCGACGAGCACGCGUAUCGUGGGUGGUAUAUGGUGGUUCUUUACCUUGAUCAUCAUCUCGUCGUACACUGCGAAUUUGGCGGCUUUUCUUACAGUGGAAAGAAUGAUCACGCCAAUAGAGAAUGCAGAGGAUCUCGCUAGUCAAACGGAUAUCGCAUACGGAACGCUCGAUAGCGGAAGCACGAUGACUUUCUUCAGGGACUCAAUGAUCGAGACUUACAAAAAAAUGUGGCGGUUCAUGGAGAACAAGAAGCCAUCAGUGUUUGUAUCGACUUACGAGGAAGGUAUCCAGCGGGUUCUUCAGGGUGACUACGCUUUUCUGAUGGAGUCAACCAUGCUGGAUUAUAUCGUUCAGAGAGAUUGCAAUCUCACGCAAAUCGGUGGUCUCUUGGACACCAAGGGAUAUGGAAUCGCCACGCCAAUGGGCUCGCCAUGGCGAGAUAAGAUAUCUCUAGCGAUUCUGGAGUUGCAAGAGAAAGGCGAAAUUCAGAUGCUGUAUGACAAAUGGUGGAAAAGUCCCGGGGAUACUUGCAUGAGGACGGAAAAGGGAAAGGAGAGUAAAGCAAACGCUCUGGGCGUCGACAACAUAGGAGGUGUCUUUGUGGUCUUACUCUGCGGCUUGGCAUUCGCUGUGCUCAUAGCGAUUUUCGAGUUCUGCUACAAUUCAAGAAGGAAUGCGCCGGCGGAACGGCAAAGGUCUCCGAUGCCGAUACCUACCACCGGCUCUCUGCAGGGAAUUUCUCAGGCCGUGCAGCAGCAGCAACAGCAGCAGCAGCAACAACAGUGCCAGCAGCCACAUCAACAGCAGCAACAACCGAAUCAACAGCAGGAAUCGCUUUGUUCGGAAAUGGCACGCGAGCUCUGCCGUGCCUUACGUUGCCACGCGUCGUCUCGACGACGUCGACGCACCUGCGACAAGUGCUCCACGCACGUGAUCGGCUAUCCGCCGGAUAAUCCCACUGCCACCCCUAUCAACGGGAUGAGAUCCCAGAGGAGUAGCCUACCCGUAGUCGAACUGCCUCCACACAUUCACAUGCAUCAUCAUGCACCGCCGCACGAUUACAGCGGUAAUUAGAGCCGAAGGACGUCUUCAUCGAGACAAACCAACAAUGACAUUAGUCGUAAUCGAAGAACAAGUACAAAAAGCGUAUCAUGCGUCGUGAAAAGCGGUGAAAAUCGACUCCGUGUCGACUCAUCCGUCAAAAAGCACGAGCGUUCACUUUUAGAUCCCUACGAGUUUUGCACAAUAUCGCGGAAUCAUUGUCGAUAUUUUACAUUAAACACGAAGAGAGCUUAACCGCAUUUAUAUUGAACCGCGUUUAUAUGAACGUGCGCCGCUUGUCCACACAUUCGACAAAUCCGUGGAAAUCGACGCAAUAAAACUGUGUAAUCGAUAAAACAGUGAAAUGAUUCCAAAGUGGCCUCUCUCAUUGGUGAAUUUUGCUUUAUUUGCUAGUCCACAAGGCAUUAUAAUUACAUCGACGCGAGAUCUACAACGUUCUCCCACCGCUUUAUCCAUUAAAUUUCCGAGUACAUUGUGGUAAUGUAACACGAUACUAUCUAAAGGGAUGUGAAAAAAUUUUAAUUAACGAAUUGCAACGAAAUGUAUUAAGUUCAGAGAAAAAUUUCCUUUGGCACCGUGCGAUCGAGAUUGUUAUUUAAUUUAACGAGUUCAAAUAUUUGAAGAGGCUACGUUAUUUCUUACGUAAUUUUCCUCUCUCUCUCUCUUCAGUAUUACGAAUUAUAUUAUAUUACGAAUAAUCAUAAGAACACUCCUGAUUUUGAACGAUUUUUAGCAUACGUCGAAGCCGAUGGCUUUGUUGAAAGGUUGUAAAAUUCACGAAAGAAUUUAUGAUGUACAAAACGAACAAGAGGGGAAUAUCUUUUCCCGUACUCCCCUCUCUCUUUCUCUCUCUCGAAACACAUAGGAACUUCUUCAGUAAAUCAAUCCUGUUCCAGAAAUUUUUAUUUCUAACAUACAUAGCUUUCCUUUGAGGUCGAGGCUUGCGUUGUUGUGAAAUGAUCACUGCAAAUUAGUGGUCCAUGUGACGCUGAAGCCUAAUGUUACUUCGAUUGAUACGAUAUCGUUAAAAUUGCUCGAUUAAGAGAGUAGUACGCUGAACUUAGGG
Odontomachus brunneus is the source of this 4326-nucleotide messenger RNA. RefSeq names its product glutamate receptor ionotropic, kainate 2-like. Gene Ontology annotation, biological process: monoatomic ion transport. NCBI's taxonomy places the organism in Eukaryota, Metazoa, Arthropoda, Insecta, Hymenoptera, Formicidae. Gene Ontology annotation, cellular component: plasma membrane; postsynaptic membrane. The record is from RefSeq and is a predicted model, not a curated record. The transcript has 19 exons. Bases 381 to 3272 code for a protein of 963 amino acids. Gene Ontology annotation, molecular function: glutamate-gated receptor activity.